Zeugodacus cucurbitae (melon fly) is the source of this 619-nucleotide messenger RNA. Its product is annotated as NADH dehydrogenase [ubiquinone] 1 alpha subcomplex subunit 5-like. Bases 186 to 554 code for a protein of 122 amino acids. The record is from RefSeq and is a predicted model, not a curated record. Lineage: Eukaryota; Metazoa; Arthropoda; Insecta; Diptera; Tephritidae. The transcript is spliced from 3 exons. Gene Ontology annotation, biological process: respiratory electron transport chain.
ACAUAGAGUUUUUACGAUAAAUUCUGGGUUGAAGGAAAUCGAUAAUGAAAUAAUUUUUAUCGGUAAUAUGGUAAUAAUAACAUCACAAGUACUGGUAAAAUUGUUUGCAACCUUUCUUCGAUGUUAAUUAUUUCUUAUUAUUGUUAAAACAAUUAAGACAGUUUAAAUCGAUAAUACUUUUAAGAAUGGCUACAAAAUUGACCACUGGCUUGACUGGUUUGGCAGUAGCAAGUAAUCCUCAUCACACUUUGAGUGCUCUUUAUGGUAAAAUAUUAAGAGCUCUAACCAAAAUGCCUCAAGACGCUUCGUAUAGGAAAUAUACCGAAAAAGUGGUUCAAAAUAGACUAAAAGCAGUAGAAGCGUUCAAGGACACCACCGCUUUGGAAAAAGAAAUUUCUUGUGGACAAGUUGAGGAAUUAAUCGUACAAGCUGAGAAUGAACUCAUUUUAGCCCGCAAAAUGUUAGGAUGGAAACCUUGGGAGUCUUUGGUGAAACCAGCCCCACAAAAGCAAUGGAAUUGGCCGCCAGCUAAAAUUGACGAACCAAAGAUCUAAACAAUAUGAUUGUAAAUAAAUGUGAUAAAGCCUCAUUCGGUAGGAAGAGGAUUUAUAAAAAAGUA